UACUAGAGAAAGUCAGAGGCUUGUGAUCAGAAAAUAGGUUUGAUCUGUGUAUACGGGGACUUGCUGCCAGCUUAUCUGUUGGGGAUGGCCCUUAGCUAGGCUUCUGCUGACCUUUGUUUUCUUGCCUCUGGCCCUGCCUACUGCUUUGGCUCCACCCUUGCCCCCAGCUACUGCCCCACCUGUCCCUCUAGCAAAGAGAAGGACUGAGGAAUAGGUUGGGUAGAUGCCUUAAAAGAAAGUGUUGCCUCAGUGGUUGCUUGAGAUAUACACAGUUGGUCGCCAGGAGCAGAUCACUCAGGGGGUCUUCCCAAGUAAUACCUCAACUUACUAAGACCAAUGUCCAAGGCUUCCUUCCAUUGUGAGCAACUUGGAAGGUCAAAAAGAAAAGUAAAGAAAUAGUUUCUACCUCGCAGAAUGUUUCAAGAGAGAGACAAGAACGUGGAAGGGUCUUCAGAGAACUCUGGGUGGUUGCAGGAAGCUGGCCCCAGUGGUCAGGGUUUAGCAGAAUGGCCUCGGGCAAAGCACGCUGUACCCGAAAGCUCCGGAGCUGGAUAGUGGCGCAGGUGGAGAGCGGGCAGUUCCCAGGGGUGUGCUGGGACGAUGAAGCCAAGACCAUGUUCCGGAUUCCCUGGAAGCACGCAGGCAAGCAAGACUUCCGAGAGGAGGACGCUGCCAUAUUCAAGGCUUGGGCAGAGUUUAAGCAGAGGCACAAGGGGGGGGACAUAGGCAACCCCGCCGUCUGGAAGACUCGUCUGCGCUGUGCACUCAACAAGAGUCCUGAAUUUGAGGAGGUUCCCCUCAGAGGCCGCAUGGAUGUUGCCGAACCCUACAAAGUCUAUCGGAUACUGCCACCAGGAACCCUCCCUGCCCAGCCAAGAACCCAGAAAUCAUCAUCAAAGCGACAUCUCAGUUCUGAGUCACCUGAGAGGGAAGAGGGCAAGGAGAAGGGGAGAACCAAUGGGACUGUGAGCCACUCAGACAGUGACAGCAGCAGCAGUAGCUGCUGCGAUGCCGGCGGCGGCAGCGGAAACAGCUGCAGCAGCAGCUUCGGCAGCAGCAGCAGCGGCACUAGCCCUGAGCUGGAGGAAGCAGGUGCCCGCACAACUGAAGACACCAUGCAGGAUGACUCGGUGUUCAUGGAGCAGCAGCUUUCUGAGAACCCAGACUUCUCGCUGCGGCUUACCUUCAUCUACAGUGGGCGUGUGGUGAGCGAGGUCCAGGUGAACAGCCUAGACUGCCGGCUGGUGGCUGAUCCCUCAUUCUCGGACAGAACCAUGCUGCAGGUGCUGUUCCCCAAACCUGACCCACCAGAGCCCACCCAGCACCUGCUCAGUCAGCUUGAGAGAGGCCUCCUGGUGGCCAGCAAUUCCAGGGGCCUCUUUGUUCAACGCCUUUGCCCCAUCCCCAUCUCCUGGAAUGCACCAGAGGCCCCGCCUGGGCCUGGGCCUCACCUGCUGCCCAACAAUAAGUGUGUGGUACUCUUCAAGACCACUUCCUUCUGUAGAGACUUGGCCCAGUACUUCCAGGGCCAGGGCCCACCCCCCAAGUUCCAGGCAACACUGCAUUUCUGGGAGCAGAGCCCUGGCUCCAGCCAGACCCAAGAAAAUCUCAUCACAGUGCAGAUGGAGCAGGCCUUUGCCCGACCUUUACUGGAGAAGAUUCCAGAGGAGCAGAGAGCCACCUUGUUCCUGGUACAGAACCCAGCACAGCCACUUGGUGCGUUAGCACUCUGAUAUUCGGGUCUCCACGGAAACAGACUUGUUCUCCACACCGUCAGUCUGCCUGUUUUUGUGAUGGAUUUUAUCACUGUGGGUUAUACAAGAUGGCUGAUAGAAAGCACAAGUAUAAUUUUUAUCCUUAAAAAAAUAUUUUGAGCCAGGCACAGUGGCGCAUACCUGUAAUCCCAGCAUUCUGGGAAGCAGAAGCAGGUGGAUCACUGUGAGUUUGAGGCCAGCCUGGUCUACAAAGUCCAGGACAGUUAAGGCUACACAGAGAAACCCUGUCUCAAAAAACAAACAGGAAAAAAAAUUAUUUUGAGAGCCAGGCUUGUUGGUGAAUAUUUGUAAACUCAGCACUUGAGAGAUAGACCAAGUGAUUAUGAGUUUCAAGAACAAUCUAAAGGAGAGCAACAGGACCAAAAAAUCUGGGCCCGGGGGUCUUUUCUGAGGCAGAUAUUCCAACCAAGGACCAUUCAUAGAGAUAACCUAGAACCCCUGCUCAGAUGUAGCCCAUGGCAGUGUCCAAGUGGGUUCCCUAGUAAGGGGAACAGGGACUGACUGUCUCUGACAUGAACUCAGUGGCAGACUCUUUGAUCAACUCCACCUGACGGGGGAAUAGCCUUACCAGGCCACAGAGGAAGACAAUGCAGACAAGCCUGAUGAGACCUGAUAGGCUUGGGUCAGAUGGAAGGGCCCCCCCAUCAGUGGACUUGGAAAGGGGCAUGGGAGGAGAUGAGGGA
Psammomys obesus (fat sand rat) is the source of this 2458-nucleotide messenger RNA. It is a transcript of the gene Irf9, whose product is annotated as interferon regulatory factor 9. Gene Ontology annotation, cellular component: nucleus. Gene Ontology annotation, biological process: regulation of transcription by RNA polymerase II; immune system process. Gene Ontology annotation, molecular function: RNA polymerase II cis-regulatory region sequence-specific DNA binding; protein binding; DNA-binding transcription factor activity, RNA polymerase II-specific. The record is from RefSeq and is a predicted model, not a curated record. Lineage: Eukaryota; Metazoa; Chordata; Mammalia; Rodentia; Muridae. Bases 507 to 1733 code for a protein of 408 amino acids. The transcript has 9 exons.